Messenger RNA from Nomascus leucogenys (northern white-cheeked gibbon), 774 nucleotides. RefSeq names its product S100 calcium binding protein A13 (gene S100A13). Gene Ontology annotation, biological process: positive regulation of cell population proliferation; positive regulation of canonical NF-kappaB signal transduction. Gene Ontology annotation, cellular component: perinuclear region of cytoplasm. Lineage: Eukaryota; Metazoa; Chordata; Mammalia; Primates; Hylobatidae. Gene Ontology annotation, molecular function: RAGE receptor binding. The record is from RefSeq and is a predicted model, not a curated record.
CACUCCUGAUUAGACGUGGGAUGUGGUGGCAGCAGCCCCCAGUACUGAGAGGACUAGGACCCUGGGACCCCUGCUGAAUGAGAUCUGUCCAGGCAGCUCCUCUCCCUGACCAAGUGGGGGCGCUCGUGUGGCUGGCAGGGAGCCCGGGUCCAGGCCUGAGGGCUCAGGGCGAGCAGCGCGAUUGGGCUGUCUCUGGUCUUCAGAAUCCGCCACAGAAAUUUGACACCUCUGGGCUUGGAAGCAGCUCCCUCCUCCUUCCCCGCUGCUUAUAAACCUCAGCCCUGAGGCUCCAGCUCACUCUACCCUAUCUCCUUGCCCGGUCAGCCCUGACAAAGGUCAGCUAGCCCCUUGAGGACAUCAGCUUUGGCCUCAGGGUCCUAAUGGCAGCAGAACCACUGACAGAGCUAGAGGAGUCCAUCGAGACCGUGGUCACCACCUUCUUCACCUUUGCAAGGCAGGAGGGCCGGAAGGAUAGCCUCAGCGUCAACGAGUUCAAAGAGCUGGUUACCCAGCAGUUGCCCCAUCUGCUCAAGGAUGUGGGCUCUCUUGAUGAGAAGAUGAAGAGCUUGGAUGUGAAUCAGGAUUCGGAGCUCAAGUUCAAUGAGUACUGGAGACUGAUUGGGGAGCUGGCCAAGGAAAUCAGGAAGAAGAAGGACCUGAAGAUCAGGAAGAAGUAAAGCCGCCUGGCUGAGAUGGGGGUGGGCAGGGCAGGGCUGGUCAGGGCCGAGCAGAACCCCACUCUUCCCAAAUAAAGCUUCCUCCUUGAAACACAAA